UGGAAUUUUUGUUACGUUAAUACACCGUAAAUAAAACAAAAACAAAGUUAGGCGUUAGUGAAUUUUUAGAAAAUUCGGUGAUUAGUUAGCUAGUUAGGUUAGCUGUUAUACCUAAUAAAAUGCAUUUGCUGUUUGUUCUACUGUUAGUUUUAUUCGAAAAAGGCGCUGCGAUAAAGUGCUUCCAUUGCGUUAGCGCGAACAACUCGGCGUGUCUAGACAUGAAUUUGCACAAGAUGAAUGCCAUUGUUCCAAUUGUAAACUGCGCUAUGGGGCCAUUAAGUUUGGCAAAAAACAACAUUGACAUAUCCAAGGAUUUCUUUUGCCGGAAGAUUAUUCAAACUAUUCUCUAUCCAGAUCAUACUCCAGAGAUCCGUGUAAUUCGCGGUUGUGGAUGGGUUAAGAGCAAAAGGUCCUGCUAUACCAAUGACAAUAAAGACCACUUGGAGACUGUCUGCCAGUGCUUCGACGACAUGUGCAAUGCUGCGUCAGUCAUUGGAGAUGUGAAAAUAAUACGCCUAAUUGUUAUGGCCGCCAUUAUGUUGGUGCUCCGAACAUGGCGGACCGAUUUUUGAAAUUGGAAUCGGUCGCAAUUUUAAAAUGGAUCUUUUUUACAUUAUUUUCUUAUGCAGUAUUCUAAAUAUUAAGACUGUGGGUUCUUAGGUCUUCGCGAUUGCUAAACAUUGGAAAUGAAAUUGUUUUUAUAUUUAGUCAGACGUGACCAUGGUACAUGCAAAGAGCCCAAACGUUGGUUUGUUUAAAAAAGCACAUAUAA
Messenger RNA from Hyposmocoma kahamanoa, 772 nucleotides. RefSeq lists its product as uncharacterized. The record is from RefSeq and is a predicted model, not a curated record. Gene Ontology annotation, biological process: regulation of synaptic transmission, cholinergic; positive regulation of voltage-gated potassium channel activity; sleep. NCBI's taxonomy places the organism in Eukaryota, Metazoa, Arthropoda, Insecta, Lepidoptera, Cosmopterigidae. The transcript has 3 exons. Bases 120 to 572 code for a protein of 150 amino acids.